This is a messenger RNA of Lolium perenne, 432 nucleotides long. The record is from RefSeq and is a predicted model, not a curated record. Lineage: Eukaryota; Viridiplantae; Streptophyta; Magnoliopsida; Poales; Poaceae.
AUGGUGUCCUCUGAAAAGUUGUCCUCCUUGGAUGGUGUACCACUUUCAGCUGAUGAGUCUACACGCUACCGCAGCAUUGUUGGUGGCUUGCAGUAUCUUACCAUGACUCGUCCUGAUCUAUCUUUCUCGUCUACAUUAUCUGAUGGUUUGCUGUUGAGACGACCUACUCGUUCUCCUGAUCUCCUGUCAGCCUUCUCCGAUGCGGACUGGGCAGGAAAUGCUGAUGAUCGUCGAUCAACCGGGGGUUAUGCUGUAUUUUAUGGAGGCAAUCUUGUUGCUUGGAGUGCUAGGAAACAAGCUACUGUUUCACGCUCCAGUACUGAGUCAGAGUAUAAGGCUGUUGCCAAUGCAACAGUUGAAAUCAUCUGGAUCCAGGCGUUACUUGGAGAGCUUGGUGUUUCCCAGACUUGUAGCGUGGAGAUCUGCCGCUGA